UGUUCUCAUCACUGCUGACUCCCACCAUGAUGACUACAGAGUCUUUUCUCAGUGGCGUUAGGGUCUCCAUCUUUAACUUGCUGAUUGUGGCAACAUGUGGUUACCCCCAUAAAGGGUCUCAAUCCACUGGCCAGAGCAGCAGCGGUGCAAAUGUUGCAGCUAACUAUCCCUCUUACCACGGAGGAGCCCAUAGUUUUGCAGCUGCACCAUACAGCACUGUUGGACAUGCUUAUGGGUCCACAUUUGCCCAUGGUCCUGGUCUGUAUCAGCCUGUUUCUGUUCCAGGGUUUAGCAGCUCUUCAGCCCCAAUGGGUGUGCAAGCUGCUGGUGUGUCCCCAAUGGCUCAAGUAGGUGUGCAAGCUGCUGGUGUGUCCCCAAUGGCUCAGUCAAGCACCUUGGUCUCUGGUCUGCCAGGGGCUGCAUAUGUCACAAGCCCUCAAGUGUAUGUGCCUGUGGCAGAAUAUGAUGCUGGGACCCAGGAUGAACAACCAGAAACCCAGUGGGCUGUUCCUACCACAGUCUUCUCUGAGGCGGGCUCAGCUGAUGCCCAGUCCAUCGGUGACUUUGUUCCUUCAGGCUCUUCUGCACCAAGUGGACCCACCCUCCAGUCUGGAGAGACCUCCAGUGUGGUCAAGGAAGCUGAGCUGGGGAGCUACCAGCAGCAGACCGAGGAUUUUGGCUACCCAGCUGACGUUGCAGGAUCUGGACAGGGGUUUGGUCAGGGGUUGGCCACUGUCCUUGUGUCAGGCAGUCAACUGGGUGGCUUCCGCCCUGUAUCUACUGGCAGGUUUGACAGGAUGCUCUUGUAUGGCUUGUACCCGCCUGGAUCCUACAGCACCUUCAGCCAAAACCAUGAGGCAGGCAGAGACUACUCUCAGGCCAUCCACUACUUGAAGGAGCAUGCUACUGAAGGCCAUGCUUCUGGCCAGCAGCAGAAGAUCUUCCCAGGUGCCCAGUAGAGCUCUGCAGGAAAGGAAAUGAUCCUGUCAAUGGGCAGGACUCAGGCUCUCAGUAAUGUCCAUACUUUGGCUGGUUGGUCUGACUGGGGGUGGGGAACAACAAUACUGGAGUUUCAGUUUGUAAAGCAAAUCCAGUUUUUACAUAAAGCAUGGUGUCAUUUUCAAACCAUCAAUGGCAGUAACCCUGUCAAGGAAAAUAAAAAUGCUAUAUCAUGA
Melanotaenia boesemani (Boeseman's rainbowfish) is the source of this 1175-nucleotide messenger RNA. RefSeq lists its product as uncharacterized. The record is from RefSeq and is a predicted model, not a curated record. Bases 27 to 959 code for a protein of 310 amino acids. Lineage: Eukaryota; Metazoa; Chordata; Actinopteri; Atheriniformes; Melanotaeniidae. The transcript has 4 exons.